UCCGUCACCCAGCAGACCAAUCCGAGAGCUGCAGUGCUCCACGUUCAACACGCAGCCCUUCAUGGGCCGAUUCUACCAGUGGGAACCUUUUAAUGACGUUUCCAGCGAGCAGCGCUGUGAGCUGAACUGCCGUGCCGUCGGCUUCCGUUUCUACGUUCGUCAGGCGGACAGAGUCAUCGAUGGCACUCCGUGUGGACAGAACCAGACGUCUGUGUGUGUGGCGGGACAGUGUCAGAGCGCCGGCUGUGAUGAUCUCCUGGGCUCUGGUAGUGUUCCUGAUAAAUGCGGCGUGUGCGGCGGAGACAACAGUGCGUGUAAGCUCGUCUCUGGCCUGUUCCAGCACAGUCUGUCUAAAGUGGGCUAUCACAAGAUCGUGGAGAUCCCGCCGGGAGCCACCAAGAUCAACGUCACCGAGAUGGUGAAGAGCAGGAACUACCUGGCCCUGCUCAGCCGGUCUGGCCGAUCCAUUAUUAAUGGAAACUGGGCCAUCGACCGUCCAGGAAUGUAUGAGGGAGUGGGAACGAUGUUCACGUACCGGCGGCCGAAUGAGAUCAGCAGCACCGCGGGAGAAUCCUUCCUGGCCGAGGGGCCGACCAAUGAGAUCCUGGAUGUGUUUAUGAUCUACCAGCAGCUCAAUCCAGGCGUUCAUUAUGAGUUCCUCAUGCCGUCAGAGAACGCCGUAGAUGCUCCGCGUCCUAAACAGAACCAGCUGGACCUGAAUGCUGUGAACGGUCCGGCUGGUUCUGAUGCGAACGGCCCGUCGACCCCGGAGGAUCACGAGAGGUCAGGGGUCAGCUAUCCUCCUCCCGUCCCGGAUAAUCAGCUUCCCGCAGCUCCGCCUUCAACCGGAGCCAGAGAAUACAACUGGAAACUCGGCGGCACCACAGACUGCAGCGCCUCCUGUGGACGAGGAAGCAGGUUCUCUGUGUUCGUCUGUGUUCACCGAGGAUCUCACGCUCUCGUGCCGAUCGAUCUGUGCGACAGCAGAACCAAACCCAGCCCUCAGGAGGAGCCGUGUAACGUCCAGCCCUGCCCUACCUUCUGGGACAUCGGCGAGUGGUCCGAGUGCAGUAAGUCGUGUGGUUUGGGAGUACAGUAUCGUCAGGUCCUGUGUCGUCAGGCGUACAGUAACCGCACGCUGAGCGUUCACAGCAGCCACUGCCGGCACAUGGAGCGACCCGAGACCAGCAGCUCCUGCCAGCUGAAGAUCUGCAGCGAGUGGCAGAUCCGCUCCGACUGGAGCCCCUGUUCGGUGCCCUGCGGUGUAGGUCAAAGGUCACGUGAGGUGCACUGUGUCAGUAAUGUGGGUGAUAUCGUGGCUGAUGACGAGUGCAACAUGAAGCUGCGUCCGAGCGACGUGGAGAACUGUGACGCAGGUGUGUGCACCAAGAGCUGGUUCUUCAGCGACUGGAGCGCUCAGUGUUCGGCGGACUGCGGCGCCGGGGUGCGGACACGCAGCAUUCAGUGUCUCACCAAUCACAUCAGCAGUCUGCCUCUGGAGCGCUGCGGGGCCCAACGGCCCCCCGAGGCCCAGCCCUGCAACAACGGCCCUUGUGAGAGCCGCAUGGAGUGGUUCACCGGGCCCUGGAGUCAGUGCUCGGCGGAGUGUGGCUCUGGUAGUCAGCAGAGGGCAGUUGUGUGUCUGAUGAGGUCUGACGAGGGUUUCGUCGUGAUGCCGUCGUACGAGUGCUCCUCUCUGGACAAACCCCUCAGCCAGCAGAGCUGCUUCAUCAAGACCUGCGGAGUCAAGUGGUUCCACACCGACUGGAGCGCGUGCUCAAAGACGUGUGAGACGGGGUACCGUGUGCGAGAGGUGUGUUGUCUGACCGAUGACAUGACCACCAGCGACCACUGCGAGGAAACACUGAAGCCUCAUGACAAGGAGGAGUGUCACCCUGAGCCCUGCCUGCCUCUGAUUGAUGAGAAGUGUCGUGAUAAAUACUUCAACUGUAACGUGGUGGUGCAGGCGCGUCUCUGCGUGUACGAUUACUAUCAGAUGGCGUGUUGCGUGUCCUGCAAGCGUGUGGCGCAGAGGAGCUCCGCACACUGGAGACAGCGAUCGUGAUCGAGUGAUGAUGAGAUCAGUAUGUACUCAGUGCGUCACACAUGAACACUAGAGCGCAGGAUCAGGAGAGAAUCACUGCGUUAGCAACCACUUCACUUCUGUUCACACUGCGGAUUUAAAGUGAAUUCAGCGUUAUUCAGAGUGAAUGUGAUCAGAACAGACUGGAUCUCUGAGAGGAGCGGCGCUGUGUGGAACUGUGGACGUGUUCAGCUCACUGCAAAACUGGAUCCGGUUCCUCAGAGAUCUGAAACGCAGAUCCGGUUAGAUACGCUUUCUUUGGUCUCUUAUUGAAUAAACUCUCAUCGACGGGCUUCAAGAGCAAAAACACAAAGACAGUGAUUCAUACUGACAGAAUUAACAUAUGGAGCUAAAAUAGUCUCAAAAUUAAUGUGUUUACAAAAUAUGGUUCACAAAUGCAAUAGCCAUGUCACAUUCAUAAAACAAACCUUUAUGUAUAAUGCAUUAUGUACGUUGUAAUGCAUUAAAUCUUUUCAUAAAUAAUUGUAACCAAAGUUACAAUGCAUUAUAGGUUUGUUUGCCAUGUUUUAAUGCA
Sinocyclocheilus grahami is the source of this 2618-nucleotide messenger RNA. Its product is annotated as thrombospondin type-1 domain-containing protein 4. The record is from RefSeq and is a predicted model, not a curated record. Gene Ontology annotation, biological process: extracellular matrix organization; proteolysis. Gene Ontology annotation, molecular function: metalloendopeptidase activity. Bases 62 to 2065 code for a protein of 667 amino acids. Gene Ontology annotation, cellular component: extracellular matrix. NCBI's taxonomy places the organism in Eukaryota, Metazoa, Chordata, Actinopteri, Cypriniformes, Cyprinidae. The transcript has 13 exons.